UCUGAGAUUCCACAGGUGUUGGCUCAUGAACUGGGCUGCCUUUGACAGAACUGGGGCUUGGCUGGCAUUGGGAAGUAUAAAACCUGAGACUGGGCUGACAAUCAGGGAGUACAAACAAGGUGGAGCAGCCGUGAAGUGCAGUAAACCACAGAGAGGCCCUGCUUGAGUACUUCUUUCUUUCUCCUUUCAGGGAACCAGAGGAAACACAGUCGCUGCCGCCACCAUGAGCCGCAGCCCGGAGAGGAUCUCGUCCUACCGUCGUCACUUUGAGGACAGCAGCAGCUCAUCCUACCAGGUCAGGGUUUCCAGCCCAUCCCCCACAAGGAGAGAUGCCCGUCAUGCCUCCGCCGGCUACUCCUGCAGAGACCGGGGAAGCAGCAUUCGUGUGGAGUCAGUGGGACGGAGGACCGUCUCGGCUGCACGCAGGACUCGUAUGGUUGGAGCAGGUGUGAGUGCAGGAGCCAUGGUAUGUGUUGGGCCAAGUGGAGAACCUGCUAUAGAUCUUGACGUGGCUGCAGCUGAGAACCAUGAAUUCCUCAACACACGCACAAGUGAAAGACAGGAGAUGGUCGUCCUCAAUGACAGACUGGCUGUAUACAUUGACAAGGUUCGAUCACUCGAGCAGCAGAACAAGUUACUGGAAACAGAGAUUGAGGCCUACCAGAACCGCUUUGAGAAGCCAUCAGGUCUGCGCCUCUUAUAUGAGGAACAGCUGAGGGAGCUGAAAAAGAUCGCUGACCAGAUGAGAGUUCAGCGGGACAUCUCCUUGGCGGCUAAAGAGUCCACAGCUGCUCAACUACAGGCAAUCAAAAUCAAAUAUGAGGAGGCAAUGGAGCUGAGGAGGAAAGCUGAGUUAGACAUUGAAGCCUUCCGUCCAGAUGUUGACAACGCUACCUCCUCACGCAUUGCCUUGGAGAAGAAGCUGGAGCAGCUGGAGGUUGAAAUUGAAUUCCUAAAACGGGUCCAUCAACAGGAAAUUGAUGAGCUCAUGAAACAGAUCUAUGCAGCUCAUGCCUCAGCUCAGAGUGCAUUCACUUUACCUGACCUGGCAGCUGCUUUGAAACAAAUCCAAACACAGUAUGAUGACAUCGCAGCCAAAAAUCUCCAGGAGAUGGAUUCAUGGUAUAAAAACAAGUUUGAAGAUAUAACCAGUAAGUCGUCAAGGCAUGUGGGUAUGGUUCGAAGCAUUAGAGAAGAAAUAGCGGGGACCAAAAAGGACAUCCAAAGCAAAGAACGUGACUUGGAUACCCUGAGGACCAGGAAUGAGGCUCUUGAGGCCCAGAUCCGAGAGACGCAAGAAAAGUACAGGAAGGAACUGGAAGAGCUGCAGGCUCGGAUUGAGGCCCUGCAGCUGGAGCUAAAAUCCACCAAGGAGAAAAUUGCGCUGCACCUGCGUGAGUACCAGGACCUCCUGAAUGUCAAGAUGUCUCUGGAGAUUGAGAUUACAACAUACAGAAAACUUAUUGAAGGAGAGGAUCUGCGUCUCUCUGGCAUGAUGCAAACCCUGUCUCUUACCAGCUGUAGCACAACCGCCAUUGGUGCUGGGAUGAGCUUUAGUGGAGGAGGCAUAGGUGGUGCUGGCGGAAUGGGUGGUGGGCUGAUUGGAGGUAGUGGUGGAGGUGUUGCAGACAUGGCUGGUGGUCAUGGAUUGGGAGCUGGGAGUGGAGGUGGAGGUGUAGGAGCUGGUGCAGGCCGUGUGGGUACUGGUGGAGGCAGUGGAGGGAUGGGUGCUGGAGGAAUUAGCGGUGUUGGCUCUGGUGUUGGAAGCGUUGGUGCUGGCAGAUUGGGCACUGGUGCUGUAGGUGUGGGCACUGGUGCCGGAGGUGAGGGCACUGGUGCUGGAGGUGUGGGCACUGGUGCUGGAGGUGUUGGGGCUGGAGGUGUGGGCACUGGUGCCGGAGGUGUGGGCACUGGUGCUGGAGGUGUUGGGGCUGGAGGUGUGGGCACUGGUGCCGGAGGUGUGGGUGCCAGUGUUGGUGGAAAUUUGAGAUUCGGCACCAGAGGGAGAGGUGACAGCGGUGUGGGUGGUGUUGGAAUAGGUGCAGGUGGUGACGCUGCAGGUUCAGGUGGCAUGGGUGGCACUGGCAUGGGGUUCAGUGGAGGAAAUGGCGUUGUUGGUGGAGGGACGGGUGAUGGAAUUGGUGGAGGCUUAGAUAGGGAUGGAGGUAAAGAUCGUGGAAUGGAUCCUGCUGGAAUAAGUGGCGGAAUCAGAGUCGGUGAAGGAAGAGAUGGUGUGGGCGCAGGUGAUGUAGGUGCACUGUCAGGCGUUGGUGGAAUGGGAAAGAUUGGUGGGGGACUUGGUGACACCAGGGGUGCCGGGAUGGGAUAUGGAUCCGAUGGAUAUGAUGCAAACAAUGAUGCCCACGCAGAGCAGGCUGUGGAGCUGACGGAGAGAAGGACGGUGCUCAUUAGAACAGUCAAAAAUGAGGAUGACGUGCUGGAGACAGACCACCAGGAACAAACCUACACCAUCACCGGUGCAGCCGAUGACUCUGAUGAUGACUGAGCAGCUCAAAUUCCCAAGUGACCUCCCCUUGCCCUUAAACCUCCACGCCCCUCAGAGCUUUGCACUCACCAAACCCCAUGUCUGGACAUUGACCUUUGCCCUUUGCCCUGGAAAACUGACCCUUUGCUACUGAGAGAAACCUUCUCCUCAUAGGGUUUAAAUAUGCCUCACUAUCAACAUUCAACAUGGUCUCUAAACUUUUGUGUGCCUUACACUCCCCCCCUUUUUUCUACUUGUCGCAAAUAAAGCUAUCAGCAUUCAA
Micropterus dolomieu (smallmouth bass) is the source of this 2768-nucleotide messenger RNA. RefSeq lists its product as uncharacterized. NCBI's taxonomy places the organism in Eukaryota, Metazoa, Chordata, Actinopteri, Centrarchiformes, Centrarchidae. The record is from RefSeq and is a predicted model, not a curated record. Gene Ontology annotation, cellular component: sarcolemma; cell-cell junction; Z disc. Gene Ontology annotation, biological process: skeletal muscle organ development. The transcript has 11 exons. Bases 224 to 2506 code for a protein of 760 amino acids.